Aspergillus ibericus CBS 121593 is the source of this 843-nucleotide messenger RNA. RefSeq lists its product as uncharacterized. Gene Ontology annotation, cellular component: endoplasmic reticulum. The coding region runs from base 1 to 843 and encodes 280 amino acids. The record is from RefSeq and is a predicted model, not a curated record. The transcript has a single exon. Lineage: Eukaryota; Fungi; Ascomycota; Eurotiomycetes; Eurotiales; Aspergillaceae. Gene Ontology annotation, molecular function: L-ascorbic acid binding; procollagen-proline 4-dioxygenase activity; iron ion binding. Gene Ontology annotation, biological process: peptidyl-proline hydroxylation to 4-hydroxy-L-proline.
AUGACCAUCCCCAUCACCAACUUCCUCACCACCCCACCCCCACCCACCGCGCACCUCCACCCCAUCGACUUCGAACACUCCUCCCCCCCACUCCCAGAAUACAAGAACCUCUGCGCCGCAAUCAUCGACAACGCCUUCACCGAGACCGAAUGCGCCCAACUCAUCCACCUCGCCGAACGCAGCACCAUCCCCCCGUCCACCCCCACCGCAAACCCCAUCUGGGACCGCGCCCUCAUCAACAUCGGCAACGGCAAACAAGCCCUCGCAACCGACACCCGGAACUGCGGCCGCAUCAUCUAUGACGACUCCCUCAUCGCCGAGCGAAUUCUCACCCGGAUCCUCCCCUUCCUCCAACAACUCGGCAUUGAAAAAAUUGACAAUCAACCGCGGGUGACGGGCCUCGCGGGACGGAAUAAGACGUUCGAAUUGACACGGCUGAAUGAACGAUUACGAUUCCUGAGAUACGAAGGCGGGGAGUAUUUUCGUCCGCAUUGGGAUGGAAAUUAUGUGACCCCGGAUGGGAAGGAGAGGAGUUAUUAUACCGUGCAGGUUUAUUUGAAUGGGGGUGGGGAGCAGGAUUUGAAGGUGUUGGGGAGGGAGAUGAAGAGGUUGGAGGUGGAGGGGGGUGGGAAGGGGAAUUUGGAUGUACAGGGGGAGUUGUUGGGGGGUGCGACGAGCUUUUUGCCGAGGUAUGAGGAGAAAGAGAGGCAUUUGAGGGUGUUUCCGAAGAUGGGCUCCGUGUUGGUCUUUCAGCAGAGGGAUUUGUUGCAUGGGGGGGAUCCGGUGGUUAGGGGGGUGAAGUAUACAUUGAGGACGGAUGUGAUGUAUCGGUUGUGUGAGUAA